AUGGAAGAUGGCGAACAUGGUGACACGUGGCCUCAAGGAGAUGGUUCAUCCUUGUCCGAGGGCCCUGAAGACUCGAUAUCGAAUGUCCCGGACGCCAACCCUUUCAUUGAGAGCUGGAUCCAAGUCCUGAUGCAGAUGCGAAUUACCAGGCCCCAGGUUCAGCGGGGGCUCCCAGUUUAUCGAGCCUUGCAGCAAGUACCCCGAAAGUGGGCGCGCAAAGAGCUUGACAAGAUCCAUGCUCUGACCCGGACCACCUCGCAGUUUCAUGAGUUCUGGUCCCACAGCUGGCGCACCAAGGCAUGGUUGAAGUAUAUCAAUAUCUUAUUCUUGAACAACAGCUUUCCUGCCUUCGUCAUGGGCACGAUCUUGGCCCUCGCAGCAUUCUUCUUGAGCUUCACAGGGCUCUUGCCGGUUUGGGCAGGGAGCAACACGGGAUACAUUUGGUGCACUCCUGCUGGAAUCUUCGGCUACUAUCUGACCUUGCUGCUCUGGAGGUCAAGGAAGUUGGCGUUUCUUGAUAUCGCCUGCAUAAAUCAGCAGGAUGCCCUAAUGAAGGCGGAGGCCCUUGUCAGCAUGGGCGCUUUUUUGAAGGAGUCCCAGUCAUUUUUGGUUUUCUGGGAUGCCUCCUAUGUCACAAGCUUACUUUCUUUUCCAAGGUCAAUAUGCUUUACAACUCGUUGCACCUUUGUGCUGUUUGUUGAGAGGGUCCGAGUCCGUAGCCUCGCCUCGCGGUUGUUCCAAGCGGUUCUUAAAGCGGCCCUUGCCCGAGGCUGUGGUGCGUCUUCGAGCUCGGAGCGUUUCUUCACUGCAAAGGGGCCAAGGCCAAGUCUGCGAAGUGCCUUCAGGUCUGCCCGGUUUUUGUCGGCCCGGCUUUUUUGGCCGGUCAUCUUGGCUUCAGUCUGCUCUGGAUCUACAGAGAAGUUCGAGUCUAUGGUGCGAGGUCAGGUUCUGCAAGUUCUGGUCCAUCAACUUGCAAAUCACGUCUUCUCGUACUGGCGCAUCGUUCAGAUCACAGCACCUGCUGGUUGGGCCAUACUUGAUGUUUGGUGCGACAAUUUCAAACGUGGUAGCAUCAGUGUGGAUAAAGUUCCAGGCAUUCCGACUCCGCUGGAGGUGCUGAACAUGGUCUACAGCAUCAUCUUCUUCAACUUCAUGCUGCUGCCCAUCAUGGCUUUGAUUCUGCUUAGAUUGGCCUACGCAGCACGUCAUGUAGGAGAAAGACGGUGCAUGCAGAUACUCCUCUCCCUGGGGCUCGUGAAGGUAGGGGGAUUGCUUGCCGGCGUAUGUGUAGUGCUGGAACAGAUCACUGCCGACCUCCUGGGCGGGCGAGAAGAGAGCCCUGUGUAUGCGAUCGUCAUUCUGUCUGCCAUGGGUUUGCUCACCCUUUUCUUCUGGCGAUGUCCUGCGAUCGUGUCAGUUCCACUUGUCAGCCGUCGAGUUGGCCACUGCUCAGACAUCAGUCCCUGA
Molecule: messenger RNA, 1467 nt
Organism: Symbiodinium sp. CCMP2456
Lineage: Eukaryota; Dinophyceae; Suessiales; Symbiodiniaceae
Source: the annotation of a GenBank genome assembly